This is a messenger RNA of Mizuhopecten yessoensis (Yesso scallop), 7060 nucleotides long. Its product is annotated as NACHT and WD repeat domain-containing protein 2-like. NCBI's taxonomy places the organism in Eukaryota, Metazoa, Mollusca, Bivalvia, Pectinida, Pectinidae. The record is from RefSeq and is a predicted model, not a curated record. Gene Ontology annotation, molecular function: protein binding. The transcript has 30 exons. Bases 1239 to 6500 code for a protein of 1753 amino acids.
UCAAUUUCCAACCAAACAUUGCACAACAAACGAUAUUCACGCAUUUUGUUAUGAAAAUGCGGGUUUAUUUCUCUCUUUAUAAUGCCAUAUCUCCUAAACCAGUUGUCGAAUGAAUAUGAAAUUCCAUAUUUGCGGACUUCAUUUAUUCCACAUUACGGAUAUAAAAACUAAUUCUAAAUCUCCGAUGAGGCCGGAAAUGACCCUAAACGCCCCUAGUCCUUUAGCACUUUUAAUAUAAAAUUACGUAUGAUAGUACGAUAAUAAUAGCGGUAUAAGUAGUACAUGUAUAAUUCCACAUGGAAGCAAGCAUCAAGAACAUUUCAUUGUCCAUAUUGGUGAAAGGGUGAUUAUUUUCAAAGAAGGAUUUUUCAAUAUAGUAAAUGUUCCGUUAUGUAUGAACUUUGCGCUUCGGUACUUGACAUAUUUAUUGUACAGAUAAGUAUCGCACUAUUUACACUGUGUUGUAAUAUGAUACAGAUCGACUGGAAAUUAUCCAUAAUGAGGUUGAAAAGCAAUAUAAAAUAUUCAUUAAAGUGCUUCAGACCAAAUGGUCGUCGCUAUCUAUUGAUUCGACUAGACAUAUAUAUAUAUGUCAUUGUCAGUCAAGCUUGAACGAACCAACGAUAUUAAAUGGAAGUAUUAUUGUAGAGGAUGACGUGACAAUUCUUACAGAACCGAGACACGACACAUCGAUGGAACAGGCCGGUCGUAUUCGCUCCAGGUGUAUAUAUUGGCGUAGCUGUAAUUUAGGCCAUUUAAUUUAUAUUUCUAAUUUUGUUUAUAAAUGACGAGUUUAAACUGAAACCUUAGACAGAUUAGGAGCGCACAUGGAUUUUAUACAUCCAGAGAGCCAGAGUGAAUGUACAAGAGUAUGCGAGUUGUGCACGGAAUGAAUAAGGUCUAGUGAAGUCGUAAUCUUCAAUAUGACGAUGCAACAGCGAUUUGCGCAACCCGGUACAUGUUACUGAGAAGUCAAUAUGUGUCAAGAAGCUACUAGCUUAUAGAAGACCAGUGAUCAUAUAUAUCCGUUAAAUACUGGGGCAGGUUACCGGGAGGCGCGUGGUUGCAGGAGUUCGGAAUACCCAAGUGACAGUGUAGUUUGAUUGCACGAGGCGAGAAACCGGACAUAUUGAUCAUUAGAAUCUAAUAAGCAGACGCAAAAGGAAACAAGAUGAAUUGUGGGUCAAGUCGUCUACUAAGGACGCACGGGGCCACCGUAUACCAACAACGGCACAAAGAUGUACCGACAGUAUCUCGCCCAGCUGCCCUGUAACAUGGGGUCGGGAGGAAGCAAGAAACCCGUGAAGGGGGCCCCAAACGGAGGGUACAGUGCCCCUCCUGGUGGUGGUAAUGUCGCCGGGACCACACCUGAUGGUAAACGUGAGAUGACAGAAGAAGAAAAGGCAAAGAGACAGAAACUUUUGGACGAUUACAAAGCUUUAGAGGAAAAGAUUAAGGAAACCAUGAAGCUGUUGACAGUUAGGGAAAAAACGCGAGUAAACAUGAAGAGGAUAACGGACUCUGAACCAAUCAGCCCGAUUCUACAAGGGGACAUUUCUGUUGACGUACCAACCACUGCAAAAAUUGUCAGGAUCUUCACCAGUAGUACAUUUACAGAUACCAUGCAUGAGAGGAAUGUUUGGAUGAGCGAGGCUUACCCGCGUGUGAAGACGUUCUGUCAGGAGCUGGGCUAUGAGUUCCAGGUGGUAGACAUGAGGUGGGGUGUCCGUGACGAGGCUAUGGAUGACCAUAGUACCACGGACCUCUGUCUCAGGGAACUCCAGCUAUGUCAGAAACUAUCAACGGGGCCCAACUUUGUGACUCUCCUGUCACACAAAUAUGGGUAUAGGUCUCUAACAAGGGAGAUCGAUGCGGAAGAAUUUGAAAAGAUAUUUGCCGUCAUUGAAUCAACUGAAGCCAAAGAAUUAUUGCAAAAGUGGUAUCAGAAAGACAGCAAUGGUGUUCCCCCUAUGUACCUGCUGUCCCCCAUCAGCAAACACAUUCCAGACUUUCUCAGCAGCGACAAAGAUGCCAGCAGGGAUGCAAAAUCAAAAUGGUGGCAGGAGAGUGAUGUCAUGCAGGAGGCAUUGGAGUCGUCAGCAGAACAGGCCCUGGGGGCGGAGGCGGCCAAGAAACACAUUAUAUCAGUGACUGAAAAAGAGAUUCAGAUGGGACUGUUGUCAUUGGAUCAAGAGAAGGCCACGAAAAGCUGUCUGUGGUUCAAUAGGGUCAUAAAGAAUAUACAGAAGGAAAAAGCUAGCUACCAACUGUCGAGAUACAUGGAGUGUCUUGGCCCAGAGAAAAAAGUGCAAAAGGCACAGCAGUUACUCGCAGAUCUAAAGGAAAGACAGAUAGCUGAUUGUCUACCUCAAAAAAACAUCAUCUCUUACUCAGUAUCUUGGACGGAUAAAGGUUCAAUAAGUGGUAUUAACCCUGAAGUGACAGAACACAAGAAGUACCUUAGGAAGCUUUCCGAUGAUUUUGUGAAGGCUGUCACAGGCAUGAUCACAGCCAGUAUAAAGGAGCGCGAGGCAUCCUCAAACACUGACCCCCUCUUCACCGAAUGUCUACAGCAUAUCCGCUUCUGUCAGCAAAAGUGUGCUACCUUCCAUGGAAGGGAGACUACUCUUGAUAAAAUCAAGACAUACCUGACAACUGCCAACCAGAAGCCUUUGGUCAUUCAUGGAAUGUCUGGUUGUGGUAAAACUUCCAUCAUGGCUAUGGCUGCCAAACUAGUUCCUAGCUGGAUGAACAACACAGAGCCUGUAGUGGUCAUCCGAUUUUUAGGUACGACCCCUGACAGUUCUAACAUCAAUAGUCUACUGAUGAGUAUUAUACAACAGAUAAACAUCAUCUAUGGCUACCACAUUGACGUACCAGAGGAUCUGACUGACCUGAUGAAGGAGCUUCAGUUUGCACUUCGCCAUGCCAAACCCAGCAGACCUCUAGUCCUCAUGCUCGACUCCUUGGAUCAACUUGAUCCCACUAACAACGCACGCAGUCUGCAAUGGCUGCCCACAGUCUUAAAUAACAGCGUCAAGAUUGUGGUAUCCACCCUGGAGGAUGACGUAUAUGAGUGCUUUCCAAAACUACAGCAAAAACUCAAAAACCCUAGUCAGUUUGUACCUGUCCCUGUCCUGGAGAAGAAAGACGUCAACAAUAUCUUGGACAGCUGGUUGAAAUCUAACAAACGCACACUGACCAGUGAACAGCGUAAUACAGUGACCAAAUCGUUUGACCAAUGCCCGAUUCCGCUGUUCCUAAAACUUUCUUUUGACGAGGCCUGCAAGUGGAAUUCUUUUUCCCCCCCGGACCAGACUAGGCUAGAGUCUACUGUUAGAGACAGCAUCAAUAUGUUGUACUCCCGACUCGAGGUCAGGCAUGGCGAAAUCUUUGUUGCUCAUGCUCUUGGCUACUUAACCACUGCAACAAGUGGUCUCUCUGAGUCAGAGCUAGAAGACAUCCUUUCAUGUGAUGAUAUUGUUCUGAAUGAUGUGUAUGUGUACUGGACCCCUCCAAUGCGACGACUCCCCCCUCUCCUCCUGGUGCGACUGAGAACUGAUCUGCAGGAAUAUAUAGUGGAGAGGGGAGCAGAUGGUGUGCGAGUCAUGUACUGGUACCACAGACAGUUCAUAGAGGCUGCAAGGUCACGUUACUGUGGCGAAAAGAUCAUCCGGCAUCUUCACUCAGGGCUGGCAGAGUUCUUCAGUGGAACAUGGAGCAAAGGGAACAAGAAGUCCUACACAGACAGAUCAGGAAAACCAGGAUUGGAAGAUCGCCAUGUGGCAGCACAGCCAAUGAAAUACGGCAAUACGUACAAUGUUCGCAAGCUCAACAACCUUCCGUUCCAUCGAAUUAUGGCCGGUCACCUAGAGGAAGUAAAGAUUGAAUGCCUGGCCAACUUCCACUUCCUCCUGGCAAAACUAGUGGCCACCUCAGUCAGGAAUGUAGUGUAUGACUUCCAGGAAGCCAAGAAAGAGCUGCCCCAGGACUAUACCAUAGAGAUGUUACAUGAUUGUGUGCAGCUGUCACAGCAGGCCCUCAUCUACGAUCCCUUCCAACUGGCAUCACAGUUCCUCAUACGGCUAGCUGGGGAACAGAAUCCAGAACUGGUCAAAUUUUGUCUGCAAUGCCAGAAAUACCCGUCCCCCUACUUGGUGCCAGACAAGGACAUAUUGGUCAAACCUGGUGGUCAGAUGGUCUACAUGCUCCAAGAACAUACAGCUGCAGUAAUGGGACUGGACAUGACAAAGGAUGGAAAAACCAUUGUUACCUGUGCAGAUGAUGAUGAACAGAGCGUGAAGUUAUGGAAUGUGGAGGAUGGAACUUUGAUCAAAACGUUCAAUAAGUUAGGAGAAAUUCCAGAUUACGUCACAUUCAUAGCCAACGAUACACUGAUGCUGGUGGAGUACUCUAAAAACCUGAGGGCCAUCCAGCUCACUGGGGAGGUGGCUUACACUUUCAACUACUCCUCAGGGGCAUACACAGCAGCGGGCAAGGACCGCAGUCUCGUGGCCGUCUUCAAGGGCAAGGUCGGUUCUGUCUUCGACGCCUAUACUGGGAAAAAGACAGAGGUGACUCUGUUACAGAAGUCUAGACCAAUGAGAGAUUUUGCAUCUAAUAAUCAUAAUGCUAUAGCUGGAAGUGAGAAGUAUAUUCUGCUUGUGGAUGACAGCUUGUACAGUGUGCUAGUGGUGAACUUAGAGGAAGGAAAGAUGACUGAUUGGGUGAUGAUAUUUGAACCUCCGCCGCCCGACGAUGAUGAAGCAGACGACAAAAAUGUGGAUGCCGUAGCCAUCACUCCGGAUCAGAAAAGUUUUGUCGUUUCUAACUGCAUGGACAACGACCUGCACUUCUACAACAUAGAGACACUGCAGAAGAUCAGGGUCAUCAAAGGGAAUGAAAAUGACUUUUGUGACACGUAUCGAUUUGCUCCUGACGGAAACAAACUGUAUUUCAAACAAGAUACCGAAAUCGUGGUGUAUGACCUCAACAGCGAAGAGAGGAAAGGAAUUCUCUCCCAUCCCUCCACUGUUAAUGGUGUCAUUUGCCAAUCCUGGAAGAUGCUGGCCACCAUAGCCGAAGACACGGCAGUUAGAAUCUGGGACGUCACGAAACCAGAGAAACCACAGACAGAGAGCUCCUCUCUAGGAUUCAAAGUGAUGCAUUUCUGUCUACUGCCCAAUCCACGCUACAUCAUCCUUAUAGUCCGGAAGGACAAGGAGACUAAUGCUGGAUCCCUGUUGGUGUACGACCUUGCCACCAAGAAGGUCAUCCGCAGGGCAACCAUGCCGGACCUGCCGAGGACCAUGAAAAGCCUUGGUGAUAAGGAACUACUGAUGCUUAACAACAACAGGAAACUAAAGACGAUCAACAUGCUCACGAUGACGGUGACACACGUAUUCCAGGGCAAGGUGUGCAAAUACUGCAAUGCAUUGGAAAUCAUCAAGGAUGGAAAAGAGGUGUUAACCAUGACAAGAGGUCAGAAAGGCUUGAAGACUUAUGAAAGUAAAACGGGAAAAACCAAAGCAAUCCUCUACCCCCCGCCUGAUGUUAGAGAACUGCCACAGCGAUUUGACAAUUCGACACUAACGGUCAGCAAGUGUAACCUAUGUGUGUGUCGCAUAGAAGAUGGUCCUAUCGCUGUCUUUGACCUCCAGAAGAACGUAUGUGUGCAUGUCAUCAAAGACAAGUUACUGACAGCAGAUGAUAAGAUGUUCUGGGCAGGGUUCAUCCCAUCAGAUGGUUCCAUCCUGGCUUUACAGACUGAGCAGGAAGUCCCUAAUCCAAAGAAGAAAAACGACACCGUAUCAGUGACCUGUAUUGCUAUAUAUGAUCUCAAGAAGGAGGAAUUUACUUCACGUUGGUUAUUGGACAAGGAAUAUUUUAUGAAGUAUCAUACCCAGCAGAACAGGAUAGGUUUGGAGGUCAGUGUGGACAACUCCAUGUUACUGGACGAUGACAGGCUGGUUACCUCAAGUGAUGACUUUAUUAUCCGAGUCUGGAAUCUUAAAACCGGUGAGUUGAUAAAGAGAUUGGAAGGACACAGAGUUGCAGCCAAAUUGGUUUCCCAUGACAAGAGCCCUUACUUCCUGUCUCUUGCCGAGUUUGUUGAAGAAAACGCUAUUCGUGUGUGGGAUAAGAAGACCCUGGAGUGUGUGACAAGCUUCAGACUGGAUCAUACUCUUGCUGACACUAUCAUUUGUGGGGACGGACUGAGCUUUGUCAGCACAACAAGAAAUCCGACGGCAGAUGUUGUACACUGGACACUAGUUAACACCAAACCCGCCUCGGACCUGGCGUCCAAACCUGUCGCAUUCAAACCAGAAGAAUCUGAUCUGACACUGGCCUUAGAGGAUGAUGAAGAAGACGAAAAAGAGGAUACUCUUGAUCCAGAUGAUGAUGAAGAUGAGAAAUCUGAUGAUGAUGAUGAUGAUGAUGACAAUGACGACAAUGUUGAUGUCCAUGAUGAGGGGGGAAAGGAAGAAAAAGAUUCAUGAAAAAUGUGUUUGCAUUACAGUGGAGAUCUGUUCAAUGCCAAGACCUUUUGACUUUCUCAAACUUUGAAUUGGUUUUCAAAGAUUAUAUAAUUGAUAAUUAAUUUUGAUUAAGAAUACAAAAAGGCCAUUGUAUUUACAUGUAGGUCUGAAAAUAAAAGAAUGUCAUUAUACAGUAGUCCUUUAUGAGGUUGUAUCAUUUAUAUGAAUAGGGUGUAUGCCAAAAUAUAGUUGCUAUGUUGGAACACGCAAUGGACUACUCAAAACGAACUGCAAUAUCCCUUCAAGGCUUGCAAAUGUUUCGGCAUAUUUGCUGAAAAUUUCAAUGCAGUGACUUGUCAAUAUUAAUCUAACUGUACUAAAAUAAUUGUCUACAGUUGUAAUCAAAAACAUUUGCUCAAGUGGAAAUCUGUGUGCCUUUUUGAUAAAUGUAUAGAAUUUUAGAUUCUAAGUGAUAUAUUAUUUCAUUAUUUAAUAUUUUGUAGUCAUGCAUUUAAACUUCUGUGUAGAUCUAGUAUUUAUAUGAACUUCUGAUUUAUAUUUUUUCUAUUUUAGUAUGAAUU